This is a messenger RNA of Sander lucioperca (pikeperch), 3807 nucleotides long. RefSeq names its product guanine nucleotide binding protein-like 1 (gene gnl1). The record is from RefSeq and is a predicted model, not a curated record. Bases 156 to 1985 code for a protein of 609 amino acids. The transcript has 12 exons. Gene Ontology annotation, molecular function: GTP binding; GTPase activity. Lineage: Eukaryota; Metazoa; Chordata; Actinopteri; Perciformes; Percidae.
UCGUCCACCAUUCUCUGCGGUCUGCAGUGGAUAUGGCGUCACUAAAAAGUGUAGGAGUCGAGAAACUUCAUGCAUGUAAAUAACGGCAAGAAGCAAGCUGUAGGUAGCAAUACGCAGUACAUAGCUAUAUAUAUUAUCCAGCUUACUUUUUAACUAUGCCCCGGAAAAAGCCAUUUAGCAACAAACAGAAGAAGAAACAGCUACAGGUCAAACGGGAGAAAAAGAGAGGUGACACAGGUUCAGGGCCGAGUAGCCGCAAUGCUAGUGUGGAGCGAGGAGGAGAGCGACAGUCGGACACCUCAGACAGUGAGACCACUGAUGUUCGGAGAAUAAAUCAACAGCCCUUUGGCAGAGAAGGUAGAUAUGACCCCAACAGGUUCCGAUUGCACUUUGAGAAAGAGAGCAAGGAGGAAGUGGAAAAGAGGAAGAAGUUGGCCAGGGAGAAGGUGUUGCAGCCAGUCUCAGACAAAGAACUUGAGAUCAACAUCAGUGACAUCUUCCCCUCAGAGAAAGGUCUUGGUUUCCCACUACGACCGCCUUGGAGUUAUGAGAUGACACGAGAGAACCUGCUGAGGAAAGAGGAGAAGAUGUAUAGAGACUACCUGGAUGACAUGCACUCCAGAAACCCCACUGGCUCUCUCAGCCACUUUGAGCACAACCUGGAGACAUGGAGGCAGCUAUGGAGAGUGUUGGAGAUGUCAGAUGUCAUCCUGCUCAUCGUGGACAUCAGGCACCCGGUGCUGCAGUUCCCUCCAGCCCUGUACCACUACAUCACAGGAGAUAUUCAGAAGCAGGUGAUCCUGGUGUUGAACAAAGCCGACCUGUGUCCUCCCCCAAUGGUGAUCGCCUGGAAACACUACAUGGCCUCCCAGUUCCCCCACCUGCAAAUAGUCUGUUUCACCUCCCACCCUGGACAGCCCUACAGCACAGUACUCCAGAAGAAGAGGAUGAGGAAGAAGGCUGACUGGAGUCACGCUGGAGGUCCUUUAGAUAUCCUGAAGGCCUGUCAGGAGAUCACAGCAGGGAAAGUUGACCUAUCCAGCUGGGAGCAGAAGAUUAAGAGAGAUGCUGUUGCUGAGCAUCUGGAUGGGGAGCAGCUGGAUGAAGGAGCGGAGACGGUACUGAUGGAGCAUCAAACUGACAGCGCUAUGGAGAUGAGCAGCCCAUCCCAUGAGCUGUACAAAGAUGGGGUUCUCACGCUGGGCUGCAUAGGCUUUCCAAAUGUUGGUAAGUCAUCAGUUAUAAACAGCCUGGUGGGGAGGAAGGUGGUGAGCGUGUCUCGAACCCCAGGCCACACCAAAUACUUCCAGACUUACUACCUCACCCCGACAGUCAAACUCUGUGACUGCCCUGGACUGGUUUUCCCCUCCCUGGUCAAUAAACAGUUGCAGAUUCUGGCAGGCAUCUACCCAGUGUCUCAGCUGCAGGAGCCCUACAGCUCAGUUGGUUAUCUGUGUGAAAGGACUCCUUUCCGCUCUGUGCUGAAGCUCACACACCCCAGUUUGAUGGAGAACAAAGCCCAUAAUAGAAGCCAGGGGUCUGAAGAGCUCAACUGGACUGCCUGGGAUGUGUGUGAAGCAUGGGCAGAGAGAAGAGGCUAUAAGACAGCAAAAGCAGCUCGCAAUGAUGCUUACAGAGCAGCUAACAGUAUCCUGCGGUUGGCAGUUGAUGGCAGAUUGUGCCUCUGCCUUAAACCACCUGGCUACAGCUGCCUGAAAGAGCACUGGGAAAAUCACCCAGACCUGCCGGAGAUUAUUGCACUGCAAGGAAGGACGGCAGUAGAUGAAGGAACAGGGGAGAGGGAUGAUGAUGAUGAAGGAGAGUCCAGCACCGAGCCAGAGGAAGAGAGAGACCGGGACGCAGACGACGAUGAGGAUGGAGAUGAUGAAGAUGAGGGGUUUGGACAUCCAAUACGGAAGGAAGAUAAGCCAUCUGGCUUUACUGUCAACAUGUACAAUGUCCUUCGGGAAAAUGAGUGCGAGUGAUAAAGACAUGCAGACAGCCAUAAGUUGUUUCUCUUCCCUGACUUCUCCCCGUUAACCCCAGUGCACUUUUCAUUCCUUUUUUUCCUAAAUCUGCAUUCCUUCUCUCUCUUUUUUCUUGCAUCUCCACUCCUCAUGUCAUUACCUUCUCUGUCCAUUAAUAUGAUAUAUUCUAAUGAAUUCAUCCUGUUUCCUUCUCCCUAUAAUUUAUAGAGCAUAUUCAUGUAUUCCAUGCUGUGCCUCUGCUCUGCUUGUUUAUCUAUGAAGCUUGUUCUUUAGUGUUGCUUCUAGGAAUGGGUUUGGUUUGGUUUGAUUUAAUUUAAUCUUUUUGCAUGUAGUUCUUAGAAGCAAAGGAACAAAGUAACUUCCCUCAGCCUGGAAUAAUCAGCCUACUGGUUUUCAAUCUCUUUAUUGAUAAGUGACUUCACAGCUGAGAUGCCAAAGUUCAGGAAAGGAUGAUAAAACAAAUCAGACGCAUUGUCGAUAUGAUGUCAUUCACUGGAGCAGCCAUUUGGCUCUCAGAGCAGCUGGAGAUUUAAGACCAUGACACCAAAUCUUCUUUAUUGACCAUAGUUUGUCAAAGGGUGUGGAGAUAGGAUAUGGAAGAUAUUAGACUAUAAAAGUGGAAUGAAUAAAGCCAACAUUUUACACAAAUGGUUUUGCGGCUACCAGUACUACGGCUCUGUUAGAGGUUCACUUAUUUGAACUUGGUUUUGAUUUAGAUAAUAUUGUAUCGGAGCGUGAUAUUUUAUUUGGUGGGAUUCUACAGUCAGCAGGAAAUAAAAAAUAAAAAAAUGUUUGGAAUUGGGGGAGAAGAGUGUUAUUGAAUCCUGUGUUGCUGGAUGAGGCUGUUUCAGGAAUUUAACUUGUAGUGUUUUAACUACUAGAAAUAUGAUCCUUAGAUGCUGCUGGAGAUCUACAGUAUUUAGUGUAGGCUUUUGGCUACACUCAUUUAGCAAGUUUAUAUGCUAAUGGAAGUACAGUGGGUUUGAUCCAACAGAGACUGCUUAACAAUCAGUUACAGGUAUAGUUUUACAUUUUGGGAAAUCCGCUUCCUUCCUGAGAGUUCGAUGAGAAGAUUGAUGCCACUCUUGUAUCUGAGAAUCGUAUGGAUCUUCUCACCUAACUCUGCAUGAAAGUGAAUAAGCGUAUUUACCACUAACUAUUCCUUUAACCACACAGAAAGAGAGACUGGCCAUCUUAGCUUCCAUUUGUCCAUCAUUAUAAAUAACAUUACACACUUCAUCUGUGUUGUUUCAUGAACUAUAACUUCAACACAGUUCUCAAUUUCAAAGUCAGAUCUUUUAAUGCUGUUAAGACACCUUUGUCAAUGCCAUGUUUUUAUCAAAUUUUCUGUUGAAAUUAGAAAAACUGAAAUUGUUGCUGUUUGAACGGUCUCUCUCUCUCUCUCUCCCUGUCUCUCUCUCUCUCUCUCUCUCUCACUGUGUGAUGGCCCUGCUAUAAUCCUGAGUGCUGUAUUAUCGUGUGCUGUUGUACCUCAUUUAUUUGUUCACUGAGGGAACUCUACAGCACAGUGCUGUGUUACUGUGUAAUGCAUCACACUGCAGCCACAUGCAGUCAUGUCUACCAUUGGUACAAUGUAAAGCAGUUACUCAACACUACCAUACUGUUAGAAACAAAACAGACUUUUAGUUGUGUUGAUGUGAAUUUUUGUUUUCUUUUGAAAAUAUUAAAACUGACAGUGUCUGGAGAGUGUGGUGUUUAGACUUGAGUUGUGUUCGGGUUGCAUUCCUCAUUUCAUUCCUAUGCUAAAUGAUGACUGGACUGCUUUCUGCAAUAAAAGAAAAUAAUCCUCUAAAGCAUA